AUGGCCAUUUAUAAGAAGAAAAUUACUGUCGAGGACAGUGCCAUUACUUCGGGUGUUCAUUUAACCUUGCAACAGUCCUUGCUUCCCAAUGCAUUAGUCACUAUUCUGUUCUUCCUUUGGGGCUUUGCUUAUGGCCUGCUCGAUACUUUGAACUCCCACUUCCAAACCACACUCAACAUCACAGCUACUGAGUCUAGUGGCCUGCAAGCUUCGUACUUUGCAGCAUAUUUCAUUUGCCCGUUGACCAUUUCGGGAUGGAUUGUCCGUCGAUAUGGUUUCCGAGUCACAUUCAUGACUGGUCUUGCCGUUCUUGCCGUUGGAUGUCUUCUGUUCUGGCCCAGUGGUGUGAAGAGAUCAUUUGGAGGCUUCUGCGGUAGCAUGUUUGUUGUCGGGGCCGGCUUGUCCACUCUUGAGACUGCAGCAGAUCCAUUCCUUGCCAUUUGUGGGCCUCCCAAGUAUAGCGAGAUACGAUUGAACCUAGGACAGGCAGUCCAGGGUGUCGGUACUUUCGUUGCUCCCCUUCUGGCCUCUCGAGUCUUCUUCGCCAACACCGUGGACACCAAUGCCGGGCUGAAGAAUGUUCAAUGGACCUAUCUCGGAGUGGCCUGCUUUGUCGUCUUGCUGAUUAUCCUGUUCUGGCUUGCGCCUUUCCCCGAGAUCACAGACGCGGAUCAAGAGGCACUUGAAGGGCAGAUUGAUCAGAAUGAGGAUGUGGGUCCUUUCAAGAAGCAGACUAAUCUGUUCUUUGGUGUCUGGAGUCAGUUCUGCUACGUUGGAGCGCAAGUUGCUGUGGCUGGAUACUUCAUCAACUUUUGCGAGGAGUCUGGCCGCGACUCUGCUACAAGUUCGGACUUGCUGGCGGUGGCACAAGGCCUCUACGCCGCCAUGCGUUUCAUUGCUAGUGGUUUGAUGAUGAUGAAGGCAUUCAAGCCUCGAUAUAUGCUGACCGUGUAUCUGGUUCUUUGCGUGAUUUUCUCGAUCGCAGCUAUGACAACACACGGCACUACUUCCGUGGCCAUGAUAAUUCUUGUCCUGAGUUUCGAGUCUUGCUGCUUCGCCACCAUCUUCAGUCUUGCACUGCGUGGCCUUGGUCGUCAUACCAAACUCGGUGGAUCCAUGCUUGUGGCCGCCAUCUCCGGCGGCAUGGUCUUUCCACCGAUGAUGGGCGCCGUCGUGACCCGGGUCAACGCCCACACAGCCAUGGCCAUCCCCAUGAUGGGAUACAUUCUCGCGCUAGUGUUCCCGAUUUACGUGAAUAUUUAUAAAAAAGACAGCAUGGAUCUGCAUCGCAACACGGAGAUCAACGUCACUGUCCAGGUGGACAAGGAGUAUGCCCUAGAGGAAGGCCCAUGCAAGCCUGCUGCCGUGAACGUGGAGACGGUCGAAGAUAGGCCCGCCUCGAAGUGA
Penicillium maclennaniae is the source of this 1407-nucleotide messenger RNA. Its product is annotated as putative l-fucose permease. Gene Ontology annotation, biological process: transmembrane transport. The coding region runs from base 1 to 1407 and encodes 468 amino acids. Lineage: Eukaryota; Fungi; Ascomycota; Eurotiomycetes; Eurotiales; Aspergillaceae. The record is from RefSeq and is a predicted model, not a curated record. The transcript is spliced from 8 exons. Gene Ontology annotation, molecular function: transmembrane transporter activity.